Messenger RNA from Lynx canadensis (Canada lynx), 3505 nucleotides. It is a transcript of the gene CRBN, whose product is annotated as cereblon. NCBI's taxonomy places the organism in Eukaryota, Metazoa, Chordata, Mammalia, Carnivora, Felidae. Gene Ontology annotation, biological process: protein ubiquitination. The record is from RefSeq and is a predicted model, not a curated record. The transcript is spliced from 11 exons. Bases 1308 to 2546 code for a protein of 412 amino acids. Gene Ontology annotation, cellular component: Cul4A-RING E3 ubiquitin ligase complex.
AGACGGACGGGGUGGAGCACCGAGGCCUGCAGGGGCGCCCCGGGAAGCGGCCUCACCUCAGGCCUUUGGCCAGCGACCUAGUCCUGGCGCUUCUGUCUCAUGCUGGAUCGCCUCAGGCUAUGAACGAGGGUUUUGGACCGGGGAGGGGGUUUGCUCCUAAGGACAGGGACCGUUCCCUCUCCGUCCGUUUUGUGUUCAGAACUUGAGUCCUAGGAGGAAAUGGGUUAAAACCAGGGGGAUGGAGGGAGGGGAUAUGGGGGAUCUGGUCAGUUUAGCAACCGUUACUUUUUCUGGACUUGUUCCGUUCAGUAAGAAUGACAGCUAACAGAUGUUAAACGUUUAACGUGUCACGGACCCUGCGGUAAGCGUUUUGCGUGCAUUUCUCUGUUUAAUUCUCCCCACAUAACUUUUCUGAUUCCGGUUUGGUAAGUGAGAAAUGGAUGAGCAGUUUAGUUCAGUGACUUGCCCAAGGUGACACAGUAGCAGCCCCAGGACUGCAGUUUGAGUCUUAUUGUCAGCAUAGCCAAUGUCGCUUACCCACUUCACUGACAAGACAGUACUAGCAUGUUUUUCUCAAGCAUGUAUUUCAUAUGCUUGAUUAGAGAGACUUAUAAGUGUGAUGUUAAAUUCAAUUUUCUUUUUCCUUUGUUUCGUGAAAAUUUGGACCUUGGCUUUAUAUUGGAAUCCUGGGCAGAAAAAAAAUGCAUGGAAUAAUUGUACACACUUGUCAUGGAAGGCUGUAGAGGAUAUGCUUUCCAAGAGGUGAUCCGACAAACUGGGACUGUUAGCUGAGUUCCUUCUCUGUGUGCCAGUUAGGUGUUGUGGACCUGAGAAGAGGUAUGAUACACAGUCUGGAACUUGAGGAGGUUUAUAAUCUGUAUGAGGCAGAAGUUUAAGGCCAGAUAAGUUGAUGCUCGUAUUGUCCUUCAGAGAGAUGGGGUAAAGCAUUGUGAGAUGGGUCUGGAGACAUCCAAAAGCACAUACUUAGGAUGGGGUUGUGGAAGAGAAGGCCUAGGAGGUAGGUUGUGUUUCGUUUCUGGGGGAGCUUGCGUCUCUUGCCAGUGGGGUUGGGGCUUUUUUCUGUGGGUUGCCAAGAAUCAAUUGUGGGUUAUAGGGAGUUGCCCAAGGAAAGCUUUGCUUGGAGGAUUAAUUUGUCCACUGGGAGUUGUGUGCAUUGGAGAAGACUGAUUGCAUGCCCACCAUGUAGGAGGGACCUUUUAUAUAAAAAUAAACCACAGUGGUUGUUCCUGAAGCCAACCUAGCUGAAUUGACAUAAAGCAGAGAGUGAGGAAGAAGAUGAAAUUGAAAUGGAAGUUGAAGACCAGGAUAGCAAAGAAGCCAAAAAACCAAACGUCAUAAAUUUUGACACCAGUCUGCCAACAUCACAUACAUAUCUGGGCUCUGAUAUGGAAGAAUUUCACGGCAGGACUCUGCAUGAUGACGACAGCUGCCAGGUUAUUCCAGUUCUGCCACAGGUGAUGAUGAUCCUGAUUCCUGGGCAGACCUUACCUCUUCAGCUCUUUCGUCCUCAGGAAGUCAGCAUGGUGCGGAAUUUAAUUCAGAAAGACAGAACCUUUGCAGUUCUUGCAUACAGUAAUGUACAGGAGAGGGAAGCACAGUUUGGAACAACAGCAGAGAUAUAUGCCUAUCGAGAAGAACAGGAUUUUGGAAUUGAGAUAGUGAAAGUGAAAGCAAUUGGACGACAAAGGUUCAAAGUUCUUGAGCUAAGAACACAGUCAGAUGGAAUCCAGCAAGCUAAAGUGCAAAUUCUUCCCGAGUGUGUGUUGCCUUCAACCAUGUCUGCAGUUCAGUUAGAAUCCCUCAAUAAAUGCCAGAUAUUUCCUUCAAAACCUGUCUCAUGGGAAGACCAGUAUUCAUAUAAAUGGUGGCAGAAAUACCAGAAGAGAAAGUUUCAUUGUGCAAAUUUGACUUCAUGGCCUCGCUGGCUGUAUUCCUUAUAUGAUGCUGAAACUUUAAUGGAUAGAAUUAAGAAACAGCUCCGUGAAUGGGACGAAAAUCUAAAAGACGAUUCUCUUCCUUCAAAUCCAAUAGAUUUUUCUUACAGAGUAGCUGCUUGUCUUCCUAUCGAUGAUGUAUUAAGGAUUCAGCUCCUUAAAAUUGGUAGUGCCAUCCAACGACUCCGCUGUGAACUAGAUAUUAUGAAUAAAUGUACAUCUCUUUGCUGUAAACAAUGUCAAGAAACAGAAAUAACAACCAAAAAUGAAAUAUUCAGUUUAUCGUUAUGUGGGCCGAUGGCAGCUUACGUGAAUCCUCAUGGAUACGUGCAUGAGACGCUUACUGUGUAUAAGGCUUGCAACUUGAAUCUGAUAGGUCGACCUUCUACAGAGCACAGCUGGUUUCCUGGGUAUGCCUGGACUAUCGCCCAGUGUAGGAUCUGUGCAAGCCAUAUUGGAUGGAAAUUUACAGCCACCAAAAAAGACAUGUCACCUCAGAAGUUUUGGGGUUUGACUCGAUCUGCUCUGUUGCCCACAAUCCCAGACACUGAAGAUGAGAUAAGUCCAGACAAAGUAAUACUUUGCUUGUAAACAAAUACAUUAGGGAUAAAGUUAUUUAUCAAGUUGGUCUUCUAAAAAUCAGAUCUGCUUUGGAAAUUCCUGCUUUUGAUGCAUACCUAAGUAAAAAGCAACAUUACAUGGAAGGUUCCAAAUGGUAUUUGAAGAUUUAAAUUAAAAUUAGGAAUAUCUACUUUAGUACCUUGGUACCAUUAUACUCUGGCUUGCCAGAAUGUCCCUGAUAGGACAUGAAGUCCUCACUGAAAGUGAUGGUUUCCUGCAGAAAACAUAUUUGAAAUUCCUCUUUUUGAAAGAGGCAAAGAAGAAAGGCUUUAAUUUUCUUUAGUUUCUCUCAUACUGAUUUGUAAAUUUUGAAAAUAUUAAAGAGUUAAAAUAUGCAGUUUGAGCCCCAAAAAAGUGUUCAUUUCCUUAUGUAUUUGUUAGUGAAAAACAGUAACUUAUGUAUUUACUCUUUAAUUUGAACCUAAACUACUAUGGAGCAGGGAUGCUAAAACAUACCCUGUUCAGUAAGGCUCCAAGUGACAGUGACUCUAUUUUGUAAGCAAUUUUGUUCCAUGUAACUUGAAAAAAAUUGUAAGUAAACUUUAAGAGCAAACGACAUUACACAUCCUCAUUGUUUAAAUAAUGUAAAAUAUUUACUCACAAGCCAAUAAUUUAAGAUGAAGUUCUAGAUAGACUGAUUUGCUACCUACCUCUUUGCUUAUAUGUUCAAGUGUUUUUUGGAUCCUUUCACAUUUGUGUAAUUUUGAUAUUCCUUCACUGCUUUACAAAAUUAACUGGGGAAAAAAGUUCAACCAAGGGGGGAAAAUGUAUGAGGCCCAGCCAAAAGCAGACUGUUAAAAUCUGUGAUGUUGUAAUAUAUUAUUUUCUUUUACCAAACAUGCCAUGGCUGUGACUGCCUAGACUUAAAACAUCAACUGAAUCUCAUGCUGCAUUAUUUAUAUACAGGAAGUAAAUGAAACGCAACUCAA